Messenger RNA from Spodoptera littoralis (African cotton leafworm), 585 nucleotides. NCBI's taxonomy places the organism in Eukaryota, Metazoa, Arthropoda, Insecta, Lepidoptera, Noctuidae. The record is from the annotation of a GenBank genome assembly.
AUGUCUGGAUAUAGUGUUAGCGUUAGGGGUGUGUUUCGAUUCCAAUUAGCUCUUUACAUUUUAUUAUUGCUCAUAAUAGAAAUUAACUGCAGGAAUAUAAUACAAAGACUGAAAAGAGAGGUUGAUCAAUCAGAUGACAAUUCCAAUCCAGAAACUAGGAGGACAACAGAGGAUCGAACCGAAUCGAUUAAGUAUAGAGAAUAUUUAAAUAAUCCUCAGUUCCUGAAUUAUGGUAGCUACACUCCUCAAAGUUUCCAUUAUGUGAAUUUUCAAGAUGUAUAUACAAAUCGUAUGGAACGUUUUGAAGUUUGUGUCGAUCAAUAUAUCAAGUGCACAUAUAGUUUAGAGGCACCAACACCGGUUUGCGUAUAUAAUAAACAAAGCAUUAUUUAUCCGAAUCGAUAUACUACUUUUGAAACCUACUGCGAUGCCUAUUUGGAAAACUGCAGGAUCGGACUACGAUUUUAUCAGAUAGUGGCAUAUGGAGAAUGUAUUUUCCCAAGGUUAUUGCAAUUAUUUGUCGAAACUUACAAGGGCAACCCACUCACCAGGAUUAAUAUGAAGAUUGUUGAUUCAGUACCAUAA